Molecule: messenger RNA, 1111 nt
Organism: Naegleria gruberi
Lineage: Eukaryota; Heterolobosea; Eutetramitea; Acrasida; Naegleriidae
Exons: 1
Source: RefSeq, a predicted model, not a curated record
AUGGGACAGUUUUCUUCCAGUAUUGCACCUCCACCAAGCAGAAUAUGUAGCACACCAUCGGUAAUUGACAUUAAAAAACUUCUCCAAAAACCUCUCCACAAAUUAACAAAUCUCGAACUAGUUGUUUUGUGUAAACAUUACAAAUUCGAAAGUGAGAAAGUAAAACAAGCUCUGGAGAAGAAUGCCAAAUUUAAUGGAGCAGAUUAUGAUAAACUUUGUAAAAUGAAAACAAAGGAAGAGAUUGAAGUGGAGAAGGAAAGAUUGAUCGAUGUUGUGAAUAAGUAUGUAAAUGAUGAAGGAGAAUCCAAGUUCUUUGUUUAUCAAGUUGUGAUUGCAAAGUUUGAGGAUGAGAGAAAGUUAUUCUUCAUGAAAGAAGACAAAAGUGUUUCAUCAAAUAGCGAAUCUGAAAGUGAAGUGCAUUCCAAUAAUCCAACCACUACAAGUACUUUCCUAAAGUUAUGUAAUAAUAGUACUAGGCCAUAUGUUAACUCUGAAUCUUCUGGUGUAGAGAAUGAAAAUCAAGAAUAUGAUGUUCAAAUUCCAAUAGAAAGCUGGAGAUUAUCACAAGCCGAAUUUAAAGGAGUUGAGCUAGCCAAGAAAAAGAUUAGAGCAUACCUUAAAGAAUUCAACACUACACCAGAGAAGCUUGGAUAUAGUGAAAGUUUAGAUUUGGAAGCUCAAAGAUAUGUCUGUGAAGACAGAUUCAUGCAUUUUCACUUUGUUCGUCCUACAAUGAAGAAAAAUUCAAGAAUUGUUUCCAAUAUUCCAGCAGUUGUGAGCGUCAAGUUGUUGGUUUCAUCUUUAAGAAAACACGAAUUAACCAAGAAGGCAAUGGCUACAUUCGCAGACAUUCUUAAUGUAAAUAAUUAUGGAGUUGUUCACACAGGGAUCUUAAUUGGAGAAUGGAAAAUUGAAUGGAAUGAUAAUUCAUUGGUGAGAGUUGAGUGCGAUUCUGACCAGAAACUUGAUGCUAAUAAUACAAUUGCAGCCAUUGAUAUUGGAGAAAUUGCUGGAGCUGACAAUGUCAAGAAGGCAUUCGAAUUGAUUACAAAAAUUUCAUGCAAUUACAAUGCAACCAAGAAUUAUCUUAGUAGUACCGUUUGGUGGUUUA